This is a messenger RNA of Nothobranchius furzeri (turquoise killifish), 1973 nucleotides long. RefSeq names its product Rho guanine nucleotide exchange factor (GEF) 39 (gene arhgef39). Gene Ontology annotation, biological process: positive regulation of cell migration. The record is from RefSeq and is a predicted model, not a curated record. NCBI's taxonomy places the organism in Eukaryota, Metazoa, Chordata, Actinopteri, Cyprinodontiformes, Nothobranchiidae. Gene Ontology annotation, molecular function: guanyl-nucleotide exchange factor activity. Gene Ontology annotation, cellular component: plasma membrane.
UCUCUCGUCACCGCUCGCAGCGAAUCGGAUUUUGCGUUUGUUUCAGAAUCCGGAAGUAGGAAGUGCAGUCUGAAAAGAGCGCCAUUGUUAAAACCUGAGACGUUACCUGAAGCAGAGUCCUUCUCAUCUCUGGACCAUGAGUUUCUCCCCUGAACCCCCCAGUCUGAUGGGGGCCAACAGUAUCCAGGAGCAGAGGGAGCGCUGGGACAGGAAACGCAGUCGAACAGCCAGAGAGCUGGUUCAGACCGAGCAGCACUACUGCCACCAACUGGAACUGGUGUCCACUUUCUUUGUGGAAAUCUUGAGGGCCAAAGGAACCCUGAAGCAGGACAUUAGAGACGCCAUCUUCAGCUCUAUUAAAGACAUCCAGUCAGUGAACCAAUCUCUACUGGUCCAUUUGGAGAAUGGCUACCUGGGCCAGGGUCUGGACAAGUUCUGUUCACACUUGGACCACUACAGCAAGUAUGUGGAUAACAUCUACAAUGCCAAGAAGGUGCUUGAGAUCCAGCUGAAAAAAAACAAGGCCUUCAGACGGUUCAAAAAACUACAAGAAGCUCGACCAGAAUUCAAGGACCAGAAACUGGAGGACUUACUUCAAACACCCGUCCAGCGAAUCCUUCAGUAUAACCAUUUCCUGCAAGACCUGACUGCCAACACAAGUCCAGAUGACCCAGAGUUUGAACAACUUUCCAAGGCUGUAGCAGCAGUGAGUGAGGUGUCUCAGCGUAUCCAGGACAACACUCGGAAGCAUGAGAACCACCUGCAGCUUUGCAGAGUGCAGAAACUCAUGAAGGGGCGAAAGACGAAGGUGAUGGCUGCAGGCAGGUGGUACAUCCGUGAGGGCUGGCUGAAGACUGUCCCUCCAAAAGGCACCGAAGCCAAGCCUAAGAUGUUCUUCCUGUUCUCGGACAUGCUGCUGCAGGCCAAACACUGCAGCCUGCUGCUUCCUUCCAGUGGAGAGAAGUUUGUUGGUCAGCAUGCCUUCCCGUUGCAGGACGCCACUGUGGAGAAGGUUUUUGGCCACACCAGGAGCCAAGGAGGUCUGCUCAGUCUGACCUUCCCCAAAGCCAAACUUCUGCUGAUGUCCAGCAAUCAGCAGGACCUCAAUGACUGGUACCAGUGCCUGAGCUCAGCUAUCAGGAAGCUGCAGUCCAAACAGACGGUGGUUCUCCAGAGAGCUGAGCCGAGACGCCGACCACUUCGUUCAGCAGUGGAGAACCUUCAAAGCAGCAGCAGUCCCAUCAGGAAGAGACGCUUGCUCAGCUGAAGUUUCUACUUGCAGCUGUGUGAUCUUCUGAUGGAUUUCUCCUCCAGAUGUUUUCUGAGAGUUUGAGCUUCUCCACAUUUACCAAAGACUUGCUGCAGUCCAGUCUAUAUUCUGUUCCUGGCUGCCUCCUGUGCAAUAAGAGCUUGUGUAGGUGCUGCUGGUGUGCUGCUCCUCGCUACACUGCUUUCUGCUCACUGAUUAAUCUACAGUAAUGCUUUUGUUGAAAGAUGUUAUAGCUUAUUGUUUGUGACCUUUAUUUAACCUUUAAUGUUUUUAUUUGCAACAUUGCUUUAAGAUUAGUAACAGUUGUUUUAUUUUGAAAGGGACUGUUUCCUGUUUGGGCAUCCACAAGCCUAACUAGCUACUGAUGAGAUGAACCAGUAAAACCAACUGAUCACUUGGUGCACACUCACUACCAGCAGCAGAGUUCGGAUCAGAACCUGCUCUGGAUUCAGCAGAAUCAUGUAUCUGAUCUGAAUCCAGGCUGAACGACCCGGUUACCACAUUUUAUACUCCGACUCCCUGUCCUGUUUGUUUUUUAAACUCUUAUUCUGUAUUUUUUGUUUUUACAAUUUUAUAUUUACAAAUAUAUGAACUAUAUUACGUCUGUAUUAUGCAGCAGAUCUUUUGAGUGACUGUUUUUGUAAAAUUCUGUGAAACAUUCUGCAGUUUUUUUUAUUUUAAAUGAAGAUAAAAAAUAGCAACU